AUGCCCGAGAGCUCGUCCACAAGCUCGCACUCCCACCAUCCCUCGCGCACCCUCUACCCCAAAGGCCCAAGCUUCGACCUCGAGUACUUCUCUGGUCGCGACUACAUCGUCAAAGACUUCGUCGAGUCCCUUUCUGACGGCGCCAUUGCCACUCGCCGGUCUGCCGGUGGAGCAGCUGGCGCCAACCAAGCCUUCGACCCGAAACCCCUCAUCCGCACCUUCGAGCACGCCCAAGGCACACUGAACGAUCUGCUAGGCGAUCUCGAGAUCAGGGAGAAUGAGCUGUCGGCCGCUGUCCGCAGGGCAGAAGCCCAGCAUGCACAGAACCUCAAUACCCUCGGCCGCAAGCUGAACCACACCAUCGAGUCAUUUCAGAAACUGGAUACCUCGCUGAACGGCGCUGGCCUGUCGAAAGCGACGGAUGGGAAUAUGGCGGUGGAAACUGGCAAGAGACUGGAGGAGCUGGACCGGCAGCGGCGACGGGCCCUCGAUGCGCAUUUCCUGAUCGAAUGCUGGGACGAGGUCAGCAAUCGCGGCGAUAUCACGAAGCUAGAGACGCUGCGGAGGUCGGGCAACAGCGAAGGGAAGCUUCGAGUGGCACAUAUCGCCAAGCAACUGCUUCGAAUCAGCCAGAGACUCGAUCCGAAGAGCUGGAAUGAUAAUUCAAAUGGAAGCUACGGGAAUGGCGAGUUGUCGCCGGCGCUGAAUGGCAAUGGUGGUGACAAUCUGCCGAAGAAGAAUACGAGGGAAAUCAUCGAGAAGUUCUCGGAAACGCUGGAGAAGGAUCUGCUGAAGCAGUUCGAUGACUUUUACCGCAAGGCGAAUUUUGAGGGGAUGAAGGAGUGCGCGUCUGUGUUGAGAGAUUUCAAUGGAGGUGCCAGCGUCGUGGCGCUGUUUGUCAAUCAGCAUCAGUUCUUUAUCGACAGGAGUCAGUUGGUGACUGAAGAGGUUGGCGGGGAUGCAGAGACGUGGGAAAAGCUCGCGGAUCCAGACACUGACCCGCCUGGCGUUGAGCCUAGUUUGCAGUCGCUGGUCGACGAUGUCAAGGUGGUUGUGCAGGAUGAGUCGGCAAUUAUUCGUCGCGCAUUUCCGUAUUACGACGAGGUCUUGGGCAGGUUCCUGCAGCGUGUCUUCCAACAGUCAAUUCAACAGAGGCUUGAGAUGGUUUUGGAAAAGGCAAGCGAGGUUUCGUCCCUUGCGUUUCUACGCUCACUGCAAAGCUCACGCGGCUAUCUCAAUACGUUGGUGGAUGAUCUGAAAGCUCAUGGUUUGACAGAAGCCCCGGAUUCUAUCGCGUCUCAAACUGCCAUCUUACUUGAUCAACAGUUGGAAGACUUAUUUGUCCCGUACUUUGUUGGAUCUUCUUAUAUUGAGCGAGAAAGAAAGAAUCUAGAGGAGCUUUACGCGUCCUUGCUCUUCAAAUUCACAGCCUUCCAUUCGCGACGAAAAAAGACUGCUACUACAUUCAUGGCGUCGUUGGCAAAAAGUGGCAGCGAGCUGCUUACCUCUGCUAAGGAAUCGUAUAUCUAUAGACUCGACUCAUCUGAAUCCACGCCUACGCAACGCCAGAUGCUUUUGAGGGUUGCCGGGUUGAAAGACCCCGGUGAUGUAAGUAAACCAACAGAGCCGGAGCUUACAGAGCAGGAUGGGGUGCUUUCUGUGAGCUAUGCAAAGCGCAUGCUUAGAUGGCUAGCUGAAGGUGUUGGACGUGGGCUGGAAUUGAGUGUCAGCAGCGAGACGCCCAAGGAUGUGUCUUCACUUCUGAGCUUGCUCCUGACGACGAUGGGAGAAAGCUAUGUCGAUGUUGCGCUCGACGCCGCUCUCGACGCUGCUACUGCACAGGAAAACUCCAAAACCGAACCAGACUUCACAUAUCUUCAAACUCUACGAGGAGCUAUCAGUGUAACGCAUCUGAUGCUGACAUGCAUCAACACGGUGUUGAUUCCUCUGGCGGCUAAUAAUGUGACCACCCGGCGAGAGAUGGAGAAGAAAACGAAUUUUGCUGUUAGCAGGGCCGAAGACAAAGUCAAUGCAAUUGAACAACGAACAAUCGACGUUGCCUUGGUCUGGGUGGGCAAGCUUUUAGGAGGACAGAAAAAGAACGACUUCCGACCAAAGGAGGGUGACAGUUCUACGGCGUGGCUGGAGAUGCUACAAACCCCGACCUGCGAGGCCAUCUGCACUUUCCUCACUCAACUCCACAACACCGCAUUAACAUACAUCCCGUCCAGCGGCUCCAAUCUCCAAACCCUCUUCACCGAACUUGCCCUCGGCGUGCGCACCCAGCUGCUCGAGCACUUCCGUCGGUUCCAGGUGAACGGGCCUGGCGGGCUGAUGGUCACCAAGGACAUGACGCGCUAUGCCAAUCUGUUCAAGGAAUGGGAUCUCGAACCUGAGGCCAAGUCGGCCAUCGACACUCUCCUCGAAGUCGGCAGUCUGUUCGUCGUCGGAUCCGAGGCUCUCCGCGAGAAACUGCGCGGUGGCCAGGCCAGUGGCAGCACUGGGAAUACCGGCGCUGGCGCCGCUGGUCGUCAGACUGGCUCGAGCGCGACGGCAGAUACGAGCGGCGCUGGGCUGUCGGUACAGGAGAUUAGAGCGUAUGUGUUGAAGAGAGUGGACACGAAUACGGUGGCGAUGCAGAGUGUUUUGAAUUCGUUAUAG
This is a messenger RNA of Talaromyces proteolyticus, 2661 nucleotides long. Its product is annotated as exocyst complex component Sec10-like protein. Gene Ontology annotation, biological process: exocytosis; Golgi to plasma membrane transport. The record is from RefSeq and is a predicted model, not a curated record. Gene Ontology annotation, cellular component: exocyst; cytoplasm. The transcript has 2 exons. NCBI's taxonomy places the organism in Eukaryota, Fungi, Ascomycota, Eurotiomycetes, Eurotiales, Trichocomaceae. The coding region runs from base 1 to 2661 and encodes 886 amino acids.